AUGGAAAGGUCCGGUCUAGGUCAGAACGCAUCUUUCUCGUAUACAGAAUUUAUAUUCCUUCCAUUUCCUGGGGUGACUGUAUACCGCAAGAUCCUCAUUGUCCCAUUUUUCGUGAUCUAUGUCCUGAUCAUGGUCUUUAGUAUCCUGAUUCAGUACACCAUCUGGAAGAACAGAAGACUUCAUGCCCCUAUGUACAUCCUCAUCGGUCUACUCCUUACCAUGAACAUCAUCAGUACUACCACCGUCAUUCCUGAAAUGUUAUUGAGCUUCUUGAGGCAAAACGUGAUUCCUCUCUCCCGCUGCCUGGCGCAAAUGUUCUUUUCCUACUCUUCCCUCAUGUUUAAGUCUAUGGUGUUCGUGUUGAUGGCCUUUGACCGGUUUGUGGCCAUCUGUCACCCCCUGCGAUACUACAAUAUAAUCAACAGAAAGUCUUUGCUCCAGUUGUGGACAGUUGGACUUGCUCGAAAUUGUAUCCUUGUGUCUGUCAUGGUUUUCUUGGCCUCGAGAGCUCAAUUUUGUAAGUCCAACCGUAUUCUGAACUUUGUUUGUGAGUAUGUGGUGCUCCUCAACCUGGCUUGUGGAGAUGUCUCGAAAGCUCAACUGUUUGGUCUCAUGGUGAGGACUGGUGUCACUGUCUCGGACCUCAGCAUAAUCUUGGUCUGUUACUUGAGGGUUCUCCAUACGGCCCUGAAGAUUGCAGGGGGAAGUAAUCGACGUAAAGCCCUGCAUACUUGUGGGACGCAUCUUUUAGUGGCUCUUACUGUCUACUCCUGCGGCCUCCUGACCUCCAUGUUCUACAAUCUGGAGAUGUCCAGUUCACCUGACUCUCAGAACCUUUCUAGUUGCAUUUACUUCUUUUUGCCUGCAGUUGUGAACCCCAUCAUGUACGGUUUAGGUAUGAAUGAAAUAAAAGAUUGUGUAGUAAAGUCCUGGAAAACAUUUAGGAGAUAA
Bufo bufo (common toad) is the source of this 951-nucleotide messenger RNA. RefSeq names its product olfactory receptor 52K1-like. The record is from RefSeq and is a predicted model, not a curated record. Gene Ontology annotation, molecular function: olfactory receptor activity. Gene Ontology annotation, biological process: G protein-coupled receptor signaling pathway. Bases 1 to 951 code for a protein of 316 amino acids. Gene Ontology annotation, cellular component: membrane. The transcript has a single exon. Lineage: Eukaryota; Metazoa; Chordata; Amphibia; Anura; Bufonidae.